Molecule: messenger RNA, 9071 nt
Organism: Anguilla rostrata (American eel)
Lineage: Eukaryota; Metazoa; Chordata; Actinopteri; Anguilliformes; Anguillidae
Product: DNA-binding protein RFX7-like
Exons: 10
Coding region: 304-4806 (1500 amino acids)
Biological process (GO): regulation of transcription by RNA polymerase II
Molecular function (GO): RNA polymerase II cis-regulatory region sequence-specific DNA binding; DNA-binding transcription factor activity, RNA polymerase II-specific
Source: RefSeq, a predicted model, not a curated record
CAGCAGCACCAACAUAGUCGAAGGCGUGCUAGUAGUCGCUCUCUGGGCUGCGGCGGAAUUCUGAGCGAAGCGUGUUUUUCUAUCGUUGUAUUUAUUUGUUUUUAUACGCCUAAAUUGUCUGAUACUUAUCUUGUGGCCAUGGUUUGCCAUCGUUUCAGCUGGUUUAACUAAGGCUAAUUUUGAACUCUCAGCAAACGGGUGGGUCCGUGAUGUACCACAAUCGAGGAAGAACCGCUUUCUCAAGGUCCAGGUUGAGGCCUACUUGUUAAAGAUCCCCCUCCUACCCUGCUGAAUCUAAUCGUGAUGGCUGAGGAUCAACAGCAACCUGGUCAGCACCCUAAGCCUAACUCGGGAAUAGGGUCUUUACCGUCCCUUGUCCCUGGACUGCACGGAGGCGAGGCCAGUGCGUUGCAGCACAAAAUAAAGAACUCCAUUUGCAAAUCUGUACAAUCAAAAGUGGACAACAUAUUGCAAGAUGUUGAGAAGUUUACAGACAUUGAAAAGCUCUACCUCUACCUUAAGUUGCCUUCUGGUCCUAGCAAUGGCAAUGACAAAAGGACUGAGAAUCAGAGGGGGUCCCCCAAUCCUGGAUCACUCUCAUGUGAUCAGAGCUCGAUGUCAUCAAGCCGCACGCAGCAAAUGCACGCGUUCAACUGGAUCCGCAAUCACCUAGAGGAGCAUCCAGAGACGUCGCUGCCCAAACAAGAGGUUUACGAUGAAUACAAGAGCUAUUGUGACAAUCUCGGCUACCAUCCACUGAGCGCCGCCGACUUCGGAAAGAUCAUGAAAAACGUCUUUCCAAAUAUGAAGGCACGUCGACUCGGCAUGAGAGGAAAAUCCAAAUACUGCUAUAGUGGGCUAAGGAAGAAGGCAUUUGUCCACAUGCCAUCUUUGCCCAACCUGGACUUGCAUAAGACCGGUGAUGGGUGCGAGGCGCUGGAGCCGUCGGGCCAGCUGCAGAGCGCGGACGAGGAGGUGCGCUCGGCGGCCUGCACGCUGGUCUGCGAGUGGGCGCAGAAGGUGCUGAGCCGCCAGUUCGACAGCGUGGAGGACCUGGCCCGCUUCCUGCUCAACAGCCACUACUCGCCGCCGCUGCUCGGCGCCAAGUCCAUGGCUGCGCUCGCCGUGAUGACCGGAGUGGCCACAGGGGCGAAGACCCCGACGCAGGCGUCUGCGUUUGUUCCCACGGCGGAGGCCAACUCCUUCCAGCCCCAGGUGAAGACCCUGCCCUCCCCCUCCAUCGACGCCAAGCAGCAGCUGCAGCGCAAGAUCCAGAAGAAACAGCAGGAGCAGAAGCUUCACUCGCCCCUGCCGGGCGAGGCCCAGGGCAGGCGGGCGGACGGGGGCACGCCUGGCGCGGGGGCCGGCAUCCCCUGCAGAAGCCCCGCCCUCCUCUCCCCCCAGCCCACCAUUGGCAUCGUGGUCGCAGCCGUCCCCAGCCCCAUCACGGUGCAGAGAAACAGGCAGUUGAUGACAUCUCCAAGCCCUGUGGGCACCGCGGAGGGAAAGGUCCUGCCGAUGAACUUUCAGGUGGUCACCCAGUCCAUGCAGCAAGUGAAGCACUCCCCUAAGGCCCCGCAGAACGUCCCCGCCAGCCCCGUGGGCGACCGGUCCGCCCGCCACCGCUACGCCCAGAUCCUGCCCAAGCCGUCGGCCGCCAGCACCAUCUCCCUGCGCUCCCCACCGACCCUGCUCAUCACCAACAGCCCCAUCAAGACGGUGAUGCCCUCCCCGCACGUCAACGUGGUGAAGAUGACGACGAUCUCGCUGUCGCCCGGCAGCAGCAGCAGCGGUGGCGGCUCCGCCCCCCGGCCCGCCUCUGCUGGGUUGAGCAGCGCCGGCUUCUACGAAGAGCACAGACCCGGCCCCCAGGCCCGGAGCGGCUCGGCCGUGUCCCUGCAGUCCCCCGCCGGCAAGCUGAGCCGAGCAGCUACGACCCCCACCAUCGAUGUCAAGAUGGAGCCCGAAGCCAUAACGGACGAUAAUCAAGCCCUCGGUGCCCACAGGCUUACAGCCACUCAGGACUCUGCCGCUGGGCAGAUGGGUGAGGGAGGUGCUAAGCCAAGGGCCGCCAGCGUGCCCACACCCCGCAACAAGGGCUCCCCGGGACUUGACGGGACAGGCAGGACCAAAUGUGGCCAGAGGUCCCCUACCAACGCCAGCACUAUCGGUGGCAGCAACAACCACAACACAGACAGAACUUUGUAUCUGACCAUGUCUGGCCAGAGUACCAGCAUCACCACCAGCGGCAACAGCGCAGCUGCCCUGUCACCCAAGGAAAGUUACCCAGGCUCGAAGAGCCCCAGGAAGCGCCCGGCCCUCGGCUCAGAGCCCAGCACCACACCUGUCAAGAAGGUGUUCAUCACCCAGCAGCCUGUGGGGUGCGUUAGCAGCCCUAAACUAGGUGGGAGUGCCGCAGUGAAGAAGAACUCCAGGGCGGGGACUCCAUGCAAGCCCGAAAGCGCACCCGGCAAAGUGACUGUGAAAUUGAACUCCACGGUCGCCACUCGAAUUGUGACGCUUUCUGACUCCCCCGCCGGGAACUUCAGUGGCUUCCAGACUGUUGUCAAACCACAGGCCUCUACGCAGGUCAAAAAAGAAGGGACUCCCUCUGGAGUGGAUGCCAGCGACCUUGGUGGCUCCGCCCCCAGCCAAACGUUACUGCAGCACUCAAGCAGUCCACAGGCCAUGUCUGCUGGCUCAGGCAUGCUCGACACCUCCGCAGUCAACCAUAUGAAGAACGCCAUGUGGGUGGAAGGACAGCAGCAAGCCUACGUACAGCAGAUACCGGACCACAAGCCCGUUUCCACGCCGGUCAUGGACCAGAUGCCCAUGGUGGCCCAAGGUCCGGCUCAGAGUCAGCUGACCCUCCACGCGGACGUCAUGGGAUUUGUGGGAACCCAGCCGAACGUGGAGUACUUCCCAUUCAACGAUGACGACAUGACGCAGGACAGCAUCGUGGAAGAGCUGGUGCAGAUGGAGGAGCAGAUGAAGUUCAACAGCGGCCUGCAGCCCUUCGGCUGCGUGGACAUGGCACUGCAGGGCCAGUCCGCCAUCAUGCAGGGCGCCGCUCUGUCCGCUCACCAGAUGGGCACCCCGUUCUACCACUCGGCCCACAGCAGCGGUACCCCCAUCCACACUCCUACGCCCACGCCCACUCCCACUCCGACGCCCACCCCCACCCCAACCUCCGAGAUGAUGGGAGGGGGCCAGGGCUUGACUCGGGAGAGCCCUUGCUCGCGGAUGGCGCCCACCACCCCCGUGGACAGCGCUCUGGGGAGCAGCCGGCACACGCCAAUCGGGACCCCCCACUCCAACUGCAGCAGCAGCGUCCCCCCGAGCCCGGUGGAGUGCCGGAACCCCUUCGCCUUCACGCCCAUCAACUCCAGCAUGACCGGCUACCACGACGCCAGCAUUGUCUCCAGCAGCCCCGUCAAGCCCAUGCAGAGGCCUACCGCCACCCACCCGGACAAGGCCAAACUGGACUGGAUGAACAACGGGUACAACACAGGAGGGGCCGCCUCCGCCAUUUCCAACAACGGCAUCGGCAUCCUCCCCAGCUACCAGGAGCUGGUGGACGAUCACUUCCGGAAGCCGCACGCCUUCGCCAUUCCCGGGCAGUCGUAUCAGUCGCAGUCCAGGCACAGCGACGCCCACUUUGGCCGCCUGACGCCCAUCUCGCCGGUGCAGCAGCAGGUCGCCAACAUGGCGAAUCUCAACAAGCAGGAAGGCUUCGCGGUGCCUGCCCCUCUGGACAACAAGGCAACAAGCUCCUCCGGGGGGGCCACCUUCAGGUGUCGCAGCGUCAGCCCGGCCGUACGGCAGCGCAACCUGAGCGGCAGCACGGCGUACGCCAACGUUCCCCGAACUGUCGUUUCCCCCUUCAGCUCCCCCAUCACCCCUGAGGUGCUCAACAUAUUCGCCAACAGCCAGCUGGACGCCAACGCUACCAACCUGGCCCAGAGGAGCCAGUCGGUGCCGCUCAACGUGAUGAUGCAGACGGAGGUGCUGCCCAUGCAGAAGCAGAGCAGCAACAGCAAGAAGAUCACCAACGUGCUGCUGAGCAAGAUGGACUCGGACGGCGACGACGCCGUGCGGGGCCUAGGCAUCAACAACAUGCCCUCCAACUACACCGCCCGCAUGAACCUCACCCAGAUCCUGGAGACUACCACGCCCGCCUUCGCAGGAGGCGUCAACCACCAAACCAUGGUCAACCCCAGCCCUUCUGCGUACGAGUUCCAGAAGCCAAGUUACCUCACGAAGAAUGCCAGGAGCGAGCAGAUGCCCUUCUCUUCCGGAGACAGCCAAGCACAAUCGGGCUCUGGUGAGCCGCAGCCAGAGCAGCAGCUGCAGGAGCAGCAGCUACAGGAGCAGCUACAGGGGCAGCUACAGGAGCUGCAGGAGCCAAACCAGCCACAGCUGCUGCCCCAGAAUCCCCAGCAGCAGCAGCAGCAGCAGCAGCUCGAUUUCAACAGCACUGUCAAGGAACUCUUGGGGCAUGACGGCCUGCACCCAGACUCCCAGCUUAUGGGGCAGGGGCCCCCAGAACUCAACGCAGUUUCGUCCGAUUUCCCCAACGACAUCAGACUUACCUCAGAGCUUUCCAGUAGCAUCAAUGACCUGAACACUCUGGACACAAAUCUACUGUUUGACCCCAAUCGGCAGCAGGGACAAUAUGAUGAUUCUACACUGGAAGAACUGAAAAAUGAUCCGCUUUUCCAGCAGAUCUGCAGCGAGACAGUGACGUCUGCUGGCUUUGACUGGUUGGAAAGUAAAGACCAACCCACAGUGGAAAUGUUGGGUUAAAGCUUCUUUUUUAUAUGUUUGAAUGUGUAUUUUUGUUUGUUUGUUUGUUUUUUUGGAACCUUCUCUGUAAUUAUUGUCACAAGAGUGCAACAGCACACUGCAACAAGAAUCUGGACGCACCGACAUUUGUCCAGUGAGAAGUGCCAGCCUGAACAGAAAUAAUCGCUCUUACGAGUAUGUUGAGUUUUAUAUUUCCGUUUUAUAGGUAUGCUGCAUCACAGUACAUUGUUGGUGCUUUUGGGUCCCCCGAUUUCCCCUCCCUCUAAGAAUUUUAAUGGAAUCAUAAACUAUUGCAGAGAGUAAUUUAGGUGAAGAGGCAUGCUUGAAUUUUAUGUUUUUGCAAAGGAACGGUUGUUUUCAGGGUACAGUGUUCAUUUUAUUAGCAUGUUUGUUUUUCUAUUUUUAUUUAAAUAACUGUUUCCUGAGGUUGUACUUUAAAAUAUAGAUCAUUACAUGUUUAAGAGGCGCUGUGGACUGAAAGAUUUUCUGUUUUCAGUUGUUUAGACUGUUCUUUAUAAGCUAAAUUUGUUUAGCUGAAGUUGAGUUUUUUUUUAAAGCCUCUUGCCUCUGACACAUUUACUAAGGGCUGCACUCAAAUUGAUGCCAGCUGAAGGCUUCUGUUGUGGUGUGUUUACUGAACAUCUGUAGAGGGAGAACAAUCGUGAAGUAAGGACAGAUUCACAUUCACAAAUGUUUCCACCAGGAAUGUCCAUCUUGCAACUGACAGACCAGCAAUACUCAUAACAAUAUUCAUCAUGUGGGAGGGCGUUUUCUGCUGCUGCCAUGGUUUUUUAUUUUUUUGUACCUUUUCUUAAUCUUGUUGCCAUUUCAGGUUUCUAGAAGGGUAGCAGUUGCUGCCAGGUGCUUAAUUACAAAGUUAUCACAUACCAAAUCGGUAGAAAAACCUUAUAAUAACUAAUGUCCAAAAAUGUCUGGUAUCUGUUAAAACCCAAUCUUAUCCCUUUUUUUAAACAAGUCAGAUGAUGGGUUUUUGCUGAAUAUUUUUUAAGAAUAUAAGAGGAAGAAAAUCUUUGUAAGGUGCCCAAAAUGAAAUUGUUCCAAGUUUUUAUGUGCCAUCUAAAUUUCAAAGUCUAGGCAACAUUUAAUUUACAAAUUGAUUAAAACUUCAAAGAUAAAAGGCAGCUGUUACAACACUACUGAAUGGGAUAUAUUCUAGGUUUUAACAAAUUGAUUUAAAAAAAUUAUGGACUCCCUAUAUCUGAUAUUAUGCAUUUACAGCAUUACUUUUUCUGGAUUUGGCGGUCUUCAUGAUGAACAUCGCUUCUGUCUUCACACUCUCCUUAACAUGCGAUGCAGUUGUGAUAAGGUUGGUUUGUAGCUUGAUGUGUGUGACUGGUGGACUAUUGAAGUUGAAGGGUCAAGUAUAAAUUCCAUGAAGGCAAUUCAAUUUUAGUGUUCAUUUUGAAGAUGUAUUGAAUGCCUAAUGCUGCCCUGUUCAUAAUAUUAAGCUUUUCUGAGCUUGUAUAUGGCUCUUUUAGGAGAGUGAAAAGGAAAAAGGAAAAUCUGACUGCUUGGUUAUUUUACUGUUCUGAACUAUUUAAUCACUUGGACAUUAAAUAUAUCCCAUUAUAUACAAGUCAUAUAUCGUAGGAUCUGCUUUGGGGGCAUUUGGCUGAUUUGUUAGUCUGUUGAGAAAUCGGAAUAUGUUGGUGAGAGACGUGUGGUAUCCAAGUGGAACAGAUAUUUUUUCCUUGUGUGGCUAAUUGAAGGGGUAAAAUGUACCCUUUGUGGUUCAUAGCAACCUUGUGGCAUAACAAAAUAUAUUAAUUGGUCGUUUUUACAAUUUUAUAAUAAUAAUAUUGACAAUAGUAACAUAAGCCAAAUGUUUGGGGGAAAAGCAGCCUUUAUGAAGGCAAGUGUCUACUUAUGGGGGGGGGGUGGGGGGGGUGUUGGAGGUUACAGCCUUUCAAGUGAUUGCACUUACACAAACAUUUGUAUUUUUGAGACAAGGAAAGUGAUCCAGUCCUACAGACAAAUUUUUGGGGCCUUUGCUUUUCUGUAAUUCUUGUGGAGUAUUUGUCCCAAAUGAGGAGUUAACAUUGGUAAAACCAUAUGAAACAAAAUGAUUUCAUUGGAAGGCAGUGGUUGUUUGUUUUAGAGCAGGGGUGUAAAACUCCAGUCCUGGAAGGCUGCAGCGUCUGUGGGUUUGUGUAGUUUCCUUUCAAUCAGCUGCAGUUUAAGGCACUUGAGAACAAGGUGUUUGGACUCUAGUCCAUCAGUGACUUUAAUGAAUCACUGGUGCUGAAACACACCAAAAGCCAGCAGACACCGUAGCCCUCCAGGACUGGAGUUUAACACCUGUGUUUUAGAGGUCUUUGCCAGUUUACAAUAUAUCUACAAUAGUUUCAGAUUAUGAGGCUGAAUAAAAUUUUGAAAACCAAGUAAUAUGUCAAAUUCUAAAAGGUGCUUUACAAACUUGUGACUGGCUAUGUGAACAGCAAAGAUGUAGGCUGCAUUAGUCUUAGUUCUGGCGAUUAGCCUUAUGUCCAUACCAAAGAAAAGCUGCCUACUUGGAUACAGAUAAGAAUGGGCUCUGUAGCUAUCCUCCAUCUGAUCUGCCACUGUCCACUGCUCCCCACUGAGAGGUCUCUGUCCUUAAUGGCACACGGGUUGGAAGGCCUUCUGCCAACGCAUUUGUUGUGAAUGUCUCCAGGAUAAAUUUUAGGGGAGGGAACUGGGUAUUGAAAUUGAAUGCUGUUAUUUUUAAAGUGGCAACUUUCGUUGCACAGGGAACCUCGUUUGAAAAGCAUGCUGAAAAACACUACUGGUCUGUUUUAAAAAAAAAAAAAGAAAAAAGAAAAAAAAGAAAAAAUGAUGUAGCAGGAUGUUCUUUGUGUGAAUUUUGUCAACUGUUGUAACUGUUCCUCACAUGUGAAAAGCUCCAUUUGUAAAUAUGACAGAUCCACAGGAAGAAAUCCAAUUACUCAAGACACUGUGUUAUGACCAUAAUUAUUAAGAAAUAUGGUAGUUCUGUGUACCUUCACAAGCGCUUUUACUGGUUGUAUUAGAUCUGCUCCUAGCGAGAUGUGCUGCAGCUCGAGCUUCUUGUACAGAUGCUGUUUGUCGGGUUUCUAUCUUGGUGAUGUCUUUCUGUUCCCUUUCUGAGAUUUAUAGUGCUGUUUUCGCAGAAAAGAUGUGUAUAUUGAGUGAGAACAAUAGCAUGGUUUAUUGGAGAAAAAAGGUAUUAUGAUAUAUUUAGCAGGUCGCUUGUCUCUCCGUGACAGAGGUAUAUUGUGCCCAGAACUUAGCAGCAGACACACUGGAAAUUCAAUAGCUCAAAUUUCAGCAGGCUUUGAGGUUCACGUAAUUGCACUAAACUUUUUAUGAACCAAGGGUUUGGCGCCUCUUUUAGGACAAAUGAUACAAUUGAAGCCCGCAAAAAAAAAAAAAAAAAACAAGACAAUAUUUUUGUAAAGAGCUUAAGAAAGAAGAAAAGACGAUAAUUAACAAAGAAGAAAUGUCAUAAAAAAUGACACUUAAUUGUCUUAUGUAGCAAUGUGCAUUGAUCUCAGUGAGAUAAGUCUUUUACUCAUUCUCAUACAUGAGAAUAUAAAACGCAAUUUAAAGAAAAAUUAUUAAAAAAUGAAAAAACUAUCAAAUAUUUCCUUCACCAUGUUUAUAAAUAAUCAUAAGCAUGCAUGUGUGUUGAAUUCUGUUGUACAGAGUAUCUUCGUAACCACUUUCUUCGCUGUAAUAAAGACUGGUUCUGUCAACCAGAAAGGAUAACUACUCGCAUAACAAGUUACUUGCAUUGUUUGAUGUUUACUAAAAUCAAAUUUGUACUUGUUCUGUAUGUUCAGUUUACGGAUUUGUUCUGUUGAUUUUUGGUGUUUUUAUUUCUUUUUUUAAAGAAAGAAAUGCAUCUCUUUGUGAAGAAAACUUUUAUACAUUUUAUUUUGUUUUUAUUUUUUGGCAAAACCGUUGAUAAGCACUGAUAUUUGGACUUUAAUGAAGAAAACAGAACACUUUGUUCAUUUAAUGCAUAGGGGUUGCAGUGACUACCAUGCUGUACUUUUCACUGACUCUGUAGGAACCACCUAAAAUCCCUCAAUCCAUCGAGACUUCUACAACCUUCCACCAUGUUGUUGUCUGGUGCACAACGGACCGUACAGUAGUUUGGUAAUGUUGCAAUAGCAAUUCAGCAAUGUUUAUUCUUUUCUUUUUUAAAUUCAAAGUGCUCCCAGAUCUUGAGAUUUUUUAAGUGGUUUUAAAAACCAAUAAACUUUUUUUUUUUAAGAACUUGG